AUGAUGGAUCGCAAAGGGGCAGAACCUCAAGCAGGGGAAAAGGAAAAACGCAUCCAGGAAGAAAUCCCAGUCAAUAGUGAUACGGCCAAUGGCAACGACCGCACGGGGCAGACCCCCACCGGACGUAGGCGGCAAUGGAAGGGAAGAAGAAACCGCAUCAGAUCCCCAUCCACCUGCCCAUCAGUAAACUCAUGCGACUCAGCCCAAAGUGACUACUCCUGCCAGUACCUAAACGCAGACAGCUAUGAAAAAAACGUGAGCCUAUGUAGGAAGUGCCUUUUUACCUACUUCGAAUUCAACAACGUAGCGAAUGUUAUUUAUAUGAGACACGGAGCUAGGACACCCAAAAAGAAGAUACAGAAUGUGUGGCCGUUCAAAGAAGGAAAGGGAGAUCUUACAUUCCUGGGGUUUCAGCAAUCUGUAAGAAUUGGAAAGUACCUCAGGAAAUAUUACUAUAGCAUGAGGAAGUUGAACUCCAUUUAUAAUGGCGGGGAGAGUGCGUCGAAUAUGUCGACUGAUGAGACGAACAGGAUGGGGAAAUCCACCCCUUGGGAUAAACGCAAUCAGCAUAAACUGAAGGAGCACAUGGGAAGAAGAGGAAAAAAUUUUAAGGAAACAAUAAAAUUAUUGGUGAGUAAAAAGUCCACCUGUGAUGAUCCCUGCAGGAUAUUACACAAGAGAGUGGCGCACAAAAUGAGGUGGACUCCAUUCUACCAGGAUGGAAAGAGGAAGGAACCCACCGUUCAGCGUGUCCGCACAAACGUGUGUGCAAAUUAUUGUAUGAAUAAGAAAAGGAAAAGGAGGAAACGGAAAAAAAAAAAAAAUGAGAAAGUUAUUAAUGUGGAUCAUUCGAUGGGGAACGAAGUGCCCAGUGAAGCUGCUCUUCGAUGUAUGCACCCUCUCGAUGGAGGCGCACCAAUUGGAUGUCUAAAUAAAGACGCCAUUGAUUAUGCACAGAGGGAAAAGGACAAAGUUUGCUCCACCUGCGAAGCGAAUUACCUGCAGAAACAACUCAAAAGAAGGAUCAACAUAGAGAAGCAAAAGCGCAAGUACGACAGAAUCGUGAAGACCAUAAAUAAUUAUUUGUGUGUAAAAACGACCAGCAACUAUGAUUUGUUGGACGGAGAUAUGAUUAGUGGAAGUGGGAUGCUCAGUGAUCACUUCCGCUCGGUGAGCGGCAAACGGGAGGACCGACUCCACCCCCUAUCCAUCCCACAGAAGCACCUCCCAAAUAGUAACAGCAUCCUUGAAAGGAGGAAGAGUUCGCUCCAUGCAGGGGGUAACUUUUUCUCGCAGCAAAAGGAUUCUUCGGUAGACACACAUGUGGCGGUAAGACCCGAUCCGGGCACCCACUUACUACCAGGGUGCCAUCCUUUAGGGUGUCUACAAGGGGGUAGUUACCACCAUGUCAAUUCUGCACCGAUUUUUCCCAAUCCGAUUUGCAAUUUUACUGAGAAGAAUUGUGAAGGGCACGUCCACACGGGUGAACACCAGCAGCUGAGGGAAGUUGCUCAGAAUUGCAUCACUCAUUCAGGUGAAAGUGGCAGCCCCGAUCGGGUGCGAUACCAUUCCCAUUGGAUAGGAAGCAAUCCACGAGGGGAAGAAACGCCCAACGGUGGGAAGUGCCCCCAAAAUUUUUACUCACUUUUUGUAAACCCCCCCACAUGCCAAUGGGUUUCCUCCAUGGAGGCAUUCACCGAUGGGGGGAACACAGGAGGGUUUGAUAGAUGUGAAAAAAUGGGCGCAAAAAUGGACCUUAAAAUGGGCGUAAAAAUGGAUGAAGCGAAGUUACUCCUUGGUGUAACCAGCAACCGUGGUGUGGACGCCCCAAUUGUGGAAAAGAAACCGGAGGAUGAAUCUUACAAUAAUCGUCCAAACGGUCGUAAUGAAUCAUCGAACAGAGGAAGGGACGCACCCACUGGAGACGGUGCUAACUGGAAGGCAGAGAACGCUCAAAGCUAUAGUGACAGCGUGAACCCAAGUUGGGGCGUCCUUAAAAGGAGCCUUGCGAAGGGAGCAGCUCGAAAGGGAACAGACAAGUUCCGCCCGAGCAGUACCCUAAUCCAUAAUGUGAAAACUUUUUUCGAGUUUGUCCUAAGUGGAAGAUACAAUUCAGAACUUUUUUACGACAAGAUAAUGAAGGCCAAAGGUCGGAAUGAAAGGAAGUUGGAAAAGUCAUGCAUUUUUUUUAUAUUCGAAUGUUACAUGAGGUAUGUGCUGAGCGGUUGUCCCGGUUACGGGGGUCGCUUGGGGGACAUUCCCAGGAUGACUCACACCGACCGUGAUGGUGGGAUCUCUUCAGGGCAUCCUCAUGAAGGGUGCUUCGUAUCCCCCCCAUGCAUGGCCAAUUCGACGCCCCACCGGAUCUACCCCCGCAACUACCGUAGGAACCUGCUCUCCUACCUGCGUAACAUCUACGUUCUCUGUUCUGUGGUGAACGUAGCUGAGCGUAACUCACUCAUGCUGAAGACGCUGAAGUCGAAUAACCACUACAUAAAGAGGUUAAAGAAUCUCAUUUUCUACAACUCAAAUGUUUACAAGUUACUGAAUGAUUACUACAAAGAAGAAGUUUCCAUAGUUUAUCAGAUCACCAAGUGGAACAGCCGAACUUAUCUGAACAGGUCCGAACUGUUGCUAAGCGAACCGUGGGCGAACAUUACACAAAGCGACGUUACAGAGGACGAGUCGAAUUUAAAAAACAGAAUUGUAAAAAUAUUAAAAAAACACAACUCAGCUGUGUAUAAAAUUAAAAAAAAACUAAACAGGUCUAUCAUUUUGAAAGACCUGAGGAAGCUGAACUACUACUCAGUGGGUGUCUCCCCGAGGAAUGCGUCCACCUGUGAACAGAGAAAGUUGCUGCAAGAAAAAAUUAGAAGCAUGAGGAACCACUUAUUGUUUUAUAGGAAGAGGAAAAAUAUUAAAAUUAUUAAACAGUUUAUUAGUUCAUACCAUUCGUAUGUGUAUCACAAUGUGCGUCUUGUAUUAGACAUGCGGAAGGCUUACAGAAACGUGGAAGUUGAGUGUGGCUCCUCCAGUGGGAGUGUGCUUGGAGUGGCCACCCCUGAAGUGGGAAAGAAGGAACCCCCUACCGGAGGGGAAAGUCACACUAGAAAGGAACGUGCAUUCCGUGAGGUAAUAGAUCCUUCCAGAUGGUAUUAUAGUAUGCAAAAGGGAGGAGCACAAGAUGGGGCAGAGAAGUGGCCCCACCUGGGAAUGUCAAAGGGAUCUCUUGACCUGUGUGAACCAACACCUGAUGAUCCGUCUAAUGAUUCGCCAGACGACCCACCAGAUGGUCCGCCAGAUGACCCCCCUGACAACCCGCGUAGUGCCAAAAGGACCGAUGAAACCGCUGAAAAAAAGGAAAAAAACAAAGAGAAGAAUUUUUACAAAAAAAUUUACGAGUGCUACAAACACAUGUGCACGCUCGAGUAUAACAACAAGUACCUGUCAUGGCUCUGCAGUGGAAUGUCCUUAAUGGACGUGGUUAUAAAUUUCCUCAUAAGCGUCAGAGUAUAUGAAAAUUUCAACAGGGAAUUAGCAGCAACAGCCUGGGGGGGAGGGAAGAAAUUAUUCAUUCCGAAAAUUAUAGUCUACCUAACGCACCAGUCAUCCAUUCUGUCAUUCCAGUCGUGUGUGGGGGUUAAGAGGAGCUCCAUGAAGAUUCCUCCCUUCGGGGGGUUCCUCUCACUGGAGCUGGUGCACAUAAGGAAGAAGGGGGGGGACAAGCACAGGCAGACGUCUUCCAAGGUGAUCAGCCAAGUCACUACCAAGGUGAACGCGGCACAACAAAUGGAUAGUAAAACGAAAGGGCACCUGGAACAGUUGUGUGGUACCCACCCAUUGGGUGAUCUCCCCCUUAGCAACUCGCCCGAUGAACCAACCUCGCCAAGACAAAACCUACCAGUGACAGGCGAAACGAGAAGUGCAGACAGACAUAACGUCCAAACGUUUAUUCGAGAAAAUGACACGGCCAGCAUAUUCUGUUGUAAGGAGGACUGCGUGUGGAAGGUCAAACGUAGCCAACGCAACGCAGAUGGGAACAGCGCUGAUAGAACCUUCCGUACCACGACCAUGCAGACGAGGAAAAAAGGCGCACGCGAAGACAAAUACGAGAGCUACCUGCCCAAGUGCACCAACAAAAUUCAGAAUUUUAAAAAUUUAUUCAACGUCCUAUGUUACAGAGACAGCAACGUAGGCAGCAACAUCGAAACAUUGAUUCAGUUGUAUAAUGUGUGCCUCAGUGACAACUGUUCGUAUGUGGGAAACACAGAACUGAAGGGCGGACAGGAGGGACAGGGUAGAAGGAGGAGACACUUUUAUGGCUACUUUGUGAAAUUCACGUUUAAUCAUUACUUUCCACUUAAGCUGAAGAGGAAGAAGUGUAUAAAGAAGUGCAGGCGGGGAGGAAGGGAGGAAACGGGACAACUAAAUGGGUCAGUGAAGGAGGAACAUCAAGGGGAGGAAGAAAUCCAUUCAAAAGUGGAUACAGAGGAGGGAAAAAAAAGCAAGGAUCGCCAUACAAAUUGGGAAGAGAGAAAGGAAAAUCCACCUGGAGAGGUAACCAACAUGAAAAGAAAAAAACUACCUCCCCCCAAGGGGAAAGUUCUUCCCUCUGUAGUAGGGAGGAAAGAAAAACGGUUCGAUACAAAAGGGGAGAAACCUAAUUUAGAGACGCGAAAGUGUAGGAAAGAAACUUACCGAAGGGGUGAAUUCCCCAUGAAGAACACACACAACGCGGGAACAGAUCACCAGAGUGAUGACAGUCGAAAGGGAAAAAAACAACUCAGGAGAAACAAAAUAAUGCAACGACUUAACAUGAACAGCUUCACCUUUGAGUCCAAGCAUGACAAGUACAUGCACUACGUAUACAAUAGCAGUGACCUCAAGUAUGGGAAAAUCUACAGCAAGCUUAACAAAGAGAGCGAUUCUAAAUUUAGCACAAAGAAAAGUGUAGACAUAAAUAACAGGUUAAUGGAGAGGAGUAGGGUUAAGUUAAACGGAGGGGGUAGCUCAUUCUCCAGUGAAGAAAGUACACACGACGAAUUGGAGUUGCGGAAUUGGAAGUUCAAGUCCCUUGGUAGGGGUGAAGACGCAGGGGAGUACCAGGUGAAUAGUGUGAACUGCCCUAUGAAUGACCACCUCUACCAUUUAAGGACCAACGAAGUGGAUGUAUCCCAACAGAACUGCACACCCAUGGGGUACAGUAUCAAACUGUCCAAAAGGGGAAUGUCCUCUAAACUGUUAAAAAAUUGCAUAAUGGACGAAACGGAAAAGAGGAAAAGGAAGAAAAUGCAAAAAAUGCAGAAGACUAAACCAGGCUUUAAUAGAAAGAAGGACGAAAGUGAUAAGAGGAAUUACCAAAAUGAAAACAUCAUUUGUCUGGACUGCUUGAUUAGCUACUUGAGGCAGAUGCUCAGGGUGUAUGGGAACCCCGAGAUGUUGUGA
Molecule: messenger RNA, 5445 nt
Organism: Plasmodium coatneyi
Lineage: Eukaryota; Apicomplexa; Aconoidasida; Haemosporida; Plasmodiidae
Exons: 2
Coding region: 1-5445 (1814 amino acids)
Biological process (GO): dephosphorylation
Molecular function (GO): phosphatase activity
Source: RefSeq, a predicted model, not a curated record